AUUGCAGACAAGCCCUUAAAAUAAUCUUUAAGACGCGAGAAUAUAUUACGUGAAGCCUCUCUCCAGUUGGCAACUGGAAGACCAAGCUGGUGCAGCCUUCGAAGCUUCCUUUGUGCUGCCAUUGGGGCUGAUAAUGAACGUGCAUGAGUUUAAGUUGGGAAAGAACAGAGACGGGGUGAGGGUAGAUAAACUUUGGCUUGAUGUGUCGGCUUGAAGUUGGCUUCUAAACUAGGUGAAGAAGGAGAAAUGGUGCAGCGUGGGAAGUCGGGGGCUAACUUAAUGGGAUGUGAAACAAAGUUCCUGUGCUAUUGAUGCUGUGCAGGCGUUGUCAAUACGGGCGUUUCUUCAGGCGUUUGGUUUUCCAUAAAUCCCAGGCAGAGAAGGAAAACAUUCUCUGGCGAGCAGCGGUGAGCAGUGAGAACCCUCCUCCCCACGUCUCAGGGCUCCCUCUGGCUAGGAGCCGCCUUGCACAAAAUGCAGAUUAUUUUAAGCCUUUAGAGGUCUCGGAGCUUUUAAGCAUUUGUGCAGUUCAGUUUUGUGCCAUGGUGGAAACCUCCCCUGGGUUUUCAGCCCUGCCGCCUGCGUUUCCAGAAAGCAUGCUAAAGCUCAGCUGUGCGCUAUCCGUGGAGCAGUGGAAGAAGUGGGCUUGGAGCUGUACAGUUGCACUGUGAGGCUGCAACUUAUUGAUAGGAGAGAAGACAAAGCCCCUUCACUAACUAAGAAGAAGCCAAGGAUUAGGACGGACUGUUAUUUCCUCCUCCCCGAAGUUGAAGUUAUGCUUUCCUUCUGUGGUACGUGCCAGAGUCCUGCUCUCCCAGCCCUGGUUCGUCCACCAGCCCCUCCUUUGCAACCAUCGCUGGAUAUUAAACCAUUUCUUCCCUUUCCUCUUGACACUGCGGCCGCAGUCAACCUCUUCCCCAACUUCAAUGCGAUGGACCCGAUUCAGAAAGCUGUAAUAAAUCAUACUUUCGGGGUUCCUCUUCCUCAUCGAAGAAAGCAAAUCAUAUCAUGCAACAUUUGCCAGUUGAGAUUUAAUUCUGAUAGCCAGGCUGCAGCCCACUACAAAGGCACGAAACAUGCCAAGAAGCUCAAAGCACUGGAAGCCAUGAAAAAUAAGCAGAAAUCAGUAACUGCCAAGGACAGCGCAAAGACUACCUUCACCUCCAUCACUACCAAUACCAUCAACACCAGCUCUGACAAAACAGACAGUACCGCAGGGACACCAGCAAUAUCAACGACGACAACUGUGGAAAUCCGCAAAAGCAGUGUUAUGACAACUGAGAUCACCUCUAAAGUGGAAAAAAGCCCCACGACAGCCACUGGCAAUAGCUCAUGUCCUUCCACGGAGACGGAGGAAGAGAAGGCAAAACGGCUCCUUUACUGUUCGCUAUGCAAGGUUGCUGUCAACUCCGCCUCACAGCUGGAGGCGCACAACAGUGGUACUAAGCACAAAACCAUGCUAGAAGCCCGGAACGGAAGCGGGACUAUCAAAGCCUUUCCUAGGGCAGGCGUCAAAGGCAAAGGACCUGUUAAUAAGGGAAACACGGGCCUCCAAAACAAAACGUUUCACUGUGAAAUCUGUGAUGUGCACGUCAACUCAGAAACACAACUAAAACAGCACAUCAGCAGUCGAAGGCACAAAGACAGAGCUGCUGGGAAGCCCCCGAAACCUAAAUACAGCCCUUACAACAAACUGCAGAAAGCAGCGCAUCCGCUGGGGGUAAAAUUAGUAUUUUCAAAAGAACCUUCAAAGCCAUUGGCUCCACGGAUUCUACCAAACCCGCUGGCAGCUGCCGCCGCCGCCGCCGCCGUGGCCGUGAAUUCCCCCUUCAGCCUGCGCACGGCUCCAGCAGCCACCCUCUUCCAGACUUCCGCUCUUCCGCCCGCACUCCUGAGGCCAGCUCCCGGGCCCAUUCGGACCGCCCACACUCCCGUGCUGUUUGCUCCCUACUAAAUUCCAAACGGGAAUAAUUGUACUGCAAUAAUUUUUCACAAAACAAAACAAAAAACAAAGAGAACUAUGCAGUGUUUAUUUAUAGUUUAAAGUAUAUCUGAAGAGCCAGGACUUUUGAUAGUGAAUUGAAAAGAUAAUAAAAGGGGGUGGGGAGUAUAGGGGCAGGAGGGAGGGAGUGGUAUUUUCUCCAAAUUAAAGCAUUCCUCUUGAAUCUUGAUUGUUUUAGAAGUGAUCUCCAGCAUUGACCUGUAGUAUUAUCUAGAACUUCUGAAGCCUUGUGACUGUGCUUUUGGGCACCUGUUUCCCCCUGCAUUGUCUUUCCUGCUCUCUGAAACAACUAUACAUUGUCUAAGGGCAUUAACUGGUUCCAAUGUAUAUAUAAUAAUUUACUCUGUAGAUUAAAACAAUGUGAAAAAAGAAAAAAAAAAGAAACAAAAACAAAAGCAACACUGUGAAUAGUAGUACCCGUGCUGGUCCUCUUGCUAUGACAGCAAUUAUUGGGUAUUUAUCCCAACAAAAGUAGAUACAGUAGAUGUCUUGUUCAACAAUAGUGCUGUGUCUCAAUCUAUGCCAUUAGAUUUCAAAAUAUUGCAAAAGGUAAAACGAACAAGUAUUUCAUACCAGUAAGCAGUCAAAAUAUAAACACAAGAUGCUAUCCUGGAGGCCUCCCUGGCCGGCGUUCUCCUCCCCUGUUAAGCUUGAAGAAUGAACAGGGUUACUCUUAGAGGUAGGGAAGCCAUUAAUAAAGGUUAUUUAUUACAAAUACUGAUUUCCCACCCUGAAGAAGUAUUGCUGGAAACAGAGAAGUGCUUGUAAUAAAACCUAUAUCUGAAAACAGAUAAACCCAUGUAUCAUGGGCAUUUGGAAAGAAAUCAGUACAUCUCUUCUGUUUCAAGGUUAAGAAACAAUCAUAACCUUGAAUGACAAUUCAAAGUAAAGAUCUUUCAUGUUAGUACAUAUCCAAUAAAUACAGAGAAGAUUGUGUCUCUGUAAUAUGCCCUUUAUAUCAUACCAGUAGGGUUGUCUCUUAGGAAAAGUUACUGCUUUAAGUGAUGGUAGAAUUAAGCAUUAGCUAUUGUUAUGGGUUUAUUGUUGUAUUUUAGAUUUCCUACUGACAUGAUAUAAACAAUUAAUAUAUAUUUAAAUGUUAGUAACAACAAGAGAAAAAAUGAAGCUGAGUUCAUUGCACACCAAUGAUGUAGUGUUAAAAAAAAUACUGGUAAGGUCCACUUGACCAUCACUUCCCCAGUGGAGUUGUGAAAUAUUGACAGCCUUUUCUGGUUACAAUUAGGCUGAAUGGAGUUGAUGUUUUACCUUUAAAACAAGAUUUAUCAGGGGUAUAUAUAAAUAUAUGUAUAUUGUAUAUAUGUUAGAAAGAUUAAGAGAAUAACUUAUAAAAGAAAUCUAUAUGAAAUAAUUCUAUAACCAUCCAGUGUUACAUGUUAUCAUUAAGUUGGUAACAAAUGGCAUAAAAUAGCUGUGCCUUUAAUUUGUGAUAAAGGCUAUUUGCUUUUUCCCAUAGAAAGCUAAGACAUACUUGUCAAUACUGUGGGGUUUGAUGCAGCCAGUCUGUUGCAUUAAUAAGAACAUUGACACUCAAACAUAGAGCAAGGACAAACCAUGUACAAAUCAACCCUACAUGAUUUAGAUUUAGAGAAAAAAUUAUUUUUGAAAAGGUUUUGUAAAGAUUAUUUAAAAAUAUAGGGAAGGCUGGAGGUGGCCUUCCUGAAAAUACUCUUAUCUAAAUGGUAGUAGCCUUUAGAGAGAUAUGAAGAAUCAAGACGAAACCAUUUGAGAGAUAGGUAUUUAGCAUUUCUCAUUUUAUAUUUAUGAAACAACCAUAGCGUGCUUGGUGCUCAACAUUGAACAUCGUCUUUGGAGUAUAUCUCCACCAUCUAACUGUAGAAAUUUGUCACAUAAAUAUAUAUUUAAGGCAGUUGACUUUAUUUAUCUUUUGUUAAACGAACAACCAAACAAAAUGGGCGAAGGAAGGAAGGAAAGGAGGGAGGGAGGGAAGGAAAGGAGUAAGGAGGGAAAGAAAGAAAGGAAGAAAGAAGAAAAGAAAAUGUAUUCCAUCGAUCUUCUGGUAAAAAAGAAUUGCAAACCAUGCCUGUCUGGUUAAACGUAUUGGAUAACAUUGUGGUUAAUUUGUUUUUGAAGGUAUCCCAUAAGUUUGUAUUUAUCAACAUCUCUACUCUCUGGUUUUAGCAAACGUUACCCUUUUACACCUAUGGACCCUGCUAUUUCAACCAGUUGGACAAUUUCACAUAAAUUGGUGGCUUUACCAUGUGAUCAGCUUCUAAGCAUUUUGAACUUUAGUUUCCUUUUUUUCUGUUCUGCCAACUACUUUGAUCUGUUAUUGUAGUCAUCCCAAAUCCCCAUCCAACAACCUUUAUAGCUAAGGAACUUCUUUCUAUUGGAGAACUUUUGUUAAUUGAUGCAAUCUUCCUGCAAUGUGCUUUUGUUGUUCUUCCCCAUUUCCACCAAAGUGAAUGAGCCAGUCUGCUAGAAGCCAGGGCCUGUGAACACACAGAGUCCUGGGUCACCAGGCAUUAAUAACUUUAAUGAUUUGCUGGGAACAAACAAAUCAGCCAUAUUUUCUCCAUCAGCCAUAUGAGAAAACUCAGAAAUAUCUGGAUCCCUUCUGCCUCACUUCGCUAUGGAACCACUUUUGUUUAAAUGGUCUCUUCAAUUGGAGCUGUAAGCAUCAGUUGUCUUUUACUCACUACCUAAUAAAGGAUGAAGCCUAACCACAGAA
Messenger RNA from Oryctolagus cuniculus (rabbit), 4712 nucleotides. RefSeq names its product zinc finger protein 385D (gene ZNF385D). Gene Ontology annotation, molecular function: nucleic acid binding; zinc ion binding. The record is from RefSeq and is a predicted model, not a curated record. Gene Ontology annotation, cellular component: nucleus. NCBI's taxonomy places the organism in Eukaryota, Metazoa, Chordata, Mammalia, Lagomorpha, Leporidae.